This is a messenger RNA of Oryza brachyantha (malo sina), 2599 nucleotides long. RefSeq names its product RNA-binding KH domain-containing protein RCF3-like. The record is from RefSeq and is a predicted model, not a curated record. The coding region runs from base 82 to 2184 and encodes 700 amino acids. Gene Ontology annotation, molecular function: mRNA binding. Lineage: Eukaryota; Viridiplantae; Streptophyta; Magnoliopsida; Poales; Poaceae. Gene Ontology annotation, cellular component: nucleus; cytoplasm. Gene Ontology annotation, biological process: regulation of gene expression. The transcript is spliced from 8 exons.
GGCAAUGAGAUCAAUCAUCAAAGAUUGCAAUUACUUGAAGUUGCUUGUAUAUGCUUCUUGCGGCGUAAGGUGGGGUUAGAGAUGGCUUCCAAGAGGCCGUUUCAGAAGAAUUCGUCAGAGCAAAACGGUCGGGGCAAGUGGCAGAAAACAAAGCACAAUUCUUCGCAGCAGCCUCAGCUGAUAGUGCAGCCGGGUGUUCCUAUUUUCCGCAUUCUCUGCCCUACUUCAAAAUCUGGGAAUGUCAUCGGCAAGGGUGGUGGUAUCAUUGCAAAGAUAAGGCAAGAGACUGGAGUGAAAAUCAGGGUUGAUGAAGCCGUCCCUGGUUGUGACGAGAGAGUCAUUGUCAUUACCGCCAUUGAUAAGGACAGAGAAGUUAGUCAUGAGCAAGCUAAGGAGAAUGAUGGAGGCGUGGCGUGCUCUGUUGAUGGCAACCAUGGAAAGGAGAAGGACCAUAGUAAGGAAGAAAAGGGUGAAAGUAAAAAAGGAAUGGAUGAUGACUUAGAGAAUGGCCUUCCUAAGGAAGAAAAUAAUGGUUUAGAGAAAGAUCAUGAUAAGGAAGAAAUGGAUGAUUCAGGGAAAGACCAUGUUAAGGAAGAGGAUGAUUCCUCUGUUGCAAAAGAUACAAAGUCAGAAACAGAGCCAGAGCUGGAGCCGGAGAAGGGAAUGCCAUUGGCCGUUAAGGCCAUUUUGCUUGUAUUUGAUCGGAUUUUUGUAAAUGAAAUGGAGAAUGAAAAAGGAGAUGCAUCUGGUGAGAGAAAUCCUGUUUCAUUGAGAUUACUGGUGCUAGACAGCCAAGUAGGCUGGCUUUUGGGAAAGAAUGGUAGUGUGAUUAAGCAAAUGUCAACUGACAGCGGCUGUGAAAUUCGAGUUUCAAAGGAUAAGCUCCCGUUGUGUGCUUUACCCCGAGAUGAACUUUGCCAGAUCACUGGAGAGCUCAACUCAGUCAGGAAAGGUCUGAACAGAGUUGCUCAAUUGCUAUUUGCUCAUCCUCCUAAGGAGAGUGAUGUUCCUGGUGCUCAUCAUUCUGGUUCAUCAUCCCGUUCAUUCUUCAAUCGGCCAGAUGUUCUUCCUCCAGGAAUGCAACCUAACCUCCAUCUCCCUUUUCAAGGGCCAAAUGUUGCUCUUCCCAAUUUUCCUGAAGCUCUAAUGCAUGGCCAUGGCCCAGUUCCGCCUGAACCCCUUAUUUUUAGGUUGUUAUGCUCAAGUGACAAGGUUGGAGGUAUAAUAGGGAAGGGUGGAAACAAUAUCAAGACUAUUCAGAAUGAUACAGGCUGUGAAAUUAAGGUUCUUGAUACUGUUCCGAAAUCAGAAGAUCGCAUCAUACUUAUCUCUGGACCUGCGCAUCCAGGUGAUGGAAUUUCCCCUUCACAGAAUGCAAUUCUGCAUGUGCAGCAUAAAAUUGUACCAACCUCUAACACCAAGGAAGGUCCUGCAAUAUGUAGGCUGAUUGUUUCACCUAACCAAGUUGGUUGCCUUCUUGGCAAAGGUGGCAGUAUCAUAGCUGAAAUGAGGAAGCUAUCAGGAGCACACAUAAUAGUGCUGGGCAAAGACAAGAUCCCAAAGGGUGUCCCAGAAAAUGAUGAAGUUGUUCAGAUCAGUGGGGCCUCUGAAGCUAUUCAGGAAGCUCUAAUGCUGAUAACUGCAAGACUGCGGAACCAUCUUUUCCGGGACAGAAUGGCUUCAACAGUCCCUGUGCAGCCACCUUUUGGUUUGAUGGAUCCUCAAUUUGGCCCAUAUGUGGGAAACCAUGAUUCUAUAUCUCCUAGGAUUUUUCCUAACGUGCCUCAGUUUCAUAAAGAUUUUAUAGGACGGCCAUUGGAUGAGAUGUCUGCCCCUUGGACCAUGAAGGGCAUUCAUGAUGUUGGUGAUCCGAUGUCAAUAUCCGAUAUCCCAGGAAUGGCACAUAGAGGAAUGGGUGGAUUUCCUGGCCCUGGUCAGCCAACUAUGGUAUCAACUGUAACCACAGAUGUCAUGGUUCCAAAAAUAAUUUUACCUGCUCUAUGUGGGGAAGAUGGAGGCUGUUUAAAUAGAAUUCGUGAGUUUUCAGGGGCUAAGAUAACAGUCGCAGACCCGAUGGCUAAUGCAAUGGACACUGCUGUUUUGAUAUCUGGCACACCAGACCAAAUGCAUGCAGCCCGAAGUCUUAUUCAAGCAUUUGUUUUAAGUGAACCACUAGCUCCCUGAUUUUUCAAAUACCUGAAGCCUGAAGGUGAUGCAUCACCUUUUAAUGUUUGUUCCUUCUGCGACAACCAUGGACUGGUUGAGUUGCUGGUGAUAUUGAUUGUUGAAGGCUUGAAGCUAGUGACCCAAUGUGUGUUCAUAUUUAUGAAUAUGCAUACCAGUUUGCAUACUUUCCAUUGUGUCCAUAUGGCCAAAGAGGCUAAUUAUGCUAAAUAGUGACUAAACUUCAACCUGAUGGGCCUUUCUUAUAUCCCAGUCUUUCAUUGUGAGAUAGAAAUGCUACGGUUAGCUGUACGGAUCUCUUUUCAUGAAACUUACAUGCUUGGAGCUGGAAAGCUUCUAAUUCUUUUGUACAAGGACUGAGGAGCCCAUCUUGUUGAAUUUAUGAGCUUAUAUUAAGGAAACUAUCCUAUAGCAA